CUGUGCUGCGGCAGAUCGCCUGCUAUCUUCUCUCUCUCCAAGGUUGGGAUAAUCCUUGGGCGCUUUUUUCUACCAUUUGGCUCCACGUGGAAGAUGAGACUGGGACGACCGCCCUGCUGCUGCAUCACCCAGCUGCAGCCCGCCGCCGCCAGGCGCAGGCUGCGCCUGCUACCUGCUCGCGCCGCCAACACCUCCUCCAAGGCGGCCUCACGGCGAAGCGCGGUGCUUGGGCAGGUGGACGACGAGCUGCAGAAGGGGAACGACGAGGCCGCGCUGUCCCUCGUGCGCAGCUCGCUGGGCGAGGGCGGCGGGCUCCGGUGCUUUGGCGCCGCCAGGCAGGUACCUCAAAGACUUUAUAAACUAGAUGAGCUAAAGCUAAAUGGGAUCGACACUUCUUCUUUUCUAUCUCCUGUGGAUCGUACUUUGGGAUCAAUUGAGAGAAAUUUCCAAAUUGCUGCAGUUCUUGGAGGGCUCUCUGUAUCAGCUGUAUUUGAGCUAUCUCAAUUCCAAGUUCUGUUUCUCUUUGUAGGUCUGCUAUUUGUGUGGUCUGUUGAUUUGAUAUAUUUCAAUGGAGGGGUAAGAAACUUGGUUCUCGACACAGUUGGUCAUAAUCUUAGUCAGAAGUACCACAACAGAGUUAUUCAGCAUGAAGCUGGUCACUUUUUGAUAGCGUACUUGCUUGGAGUGCUUCCGAAGGAAUAUACUAUCACAAGUUUGGAUACACUUAUGAAGCAAGGAUCACUAAAUGUGCAAGCUGGGACAGCUUUUGUGGACUUUGAAUUUGUUGAAGAGAUCAAUACAGGCAAGCUGUCUGCAAUGAUGCUGAACAAGUUCUCAUGCAUUGCACUGGCUGGAGUGGCAACAGAGUAUCUUCUGUAUGGAUACGCUGAAGGAGGACUCGCCGACGUUAACAAGCUCGAUGGAUUGUUCAAGAGCCUGGGUUUCACCCAAAAUAAAGCUGAUUCACAGGUGAGAUGGGCUGUGCUGAACACUGUUCUGAUACUGCGUCGACAUGAAGACGCCAGAUCCAAGCUUGCAGAGGCAAUGUCAUCUGGGAGAUCUGUCGGAUCCUGCAUUGAGGUCAUAGAAGAGAAUGUAAACACCGAGGAUAUUUAGUACAGUAGUAGCUAUGAAUACAACGCACACUGGUGUCCAACAUACAGCUUGUGGAGAUACUUGUCGAUAUCUCAUUGAUACCAUGGGAGAUUUAAGGGUUUUGACUCUAUUGAACUUCAUCAUAUUGAAAAGUUAGCAUCCACACACUGAUAGUA
This is a messenger RNA of Brachypodium distachyon (stiff brome), 1271 nucleotides long. RefSeq lists its product as uncharacterized. Gene Ontology annotation, molecular function: ATP-dependent peptidase activity; metalloendopeptidase activity; ATP binding. The record is from RefSeq and is a predicted model, not a curated record. Gene Ontology annotation, biological process: proteolysis. The coding region runs from base 94 to 1116 and encodes 340 amino acids. NCBI's taxonomy places the organism in Eukaryota, Viridiplantae, Streptophyta, Magnoliopsida, Poales, Poaceae. The transcript has 7 exons.